Molecule: messenger RNA, 1512 nt
Organism: Mycena indigotica
Lineage: Eukaryota; Fungi; Basidiomycota; Agaricomycetes; Agaricales; Mycenaceae
Exons: 10
Coding region: 1-1512 (503 amino acids)
Source: RefSeq, a predicted model, not a curated record
AUGUGGGCAGCCGGUGUCUUUCCCCUCGCUCCAUACGACCUCAAACUACACUACUCAUACCUUCUUGAGCCGUAUCACCUCCUUCAUCCCAUAGUAGUUGAUAGUCUGUCAAGCGAAACACACGACAUUACCCGAACGUACACUCAAACGGUAAUGGGGACACAAUUAAUGGCGAUAAUCCCACCCCACUCCUGCCGCGGCGCCUCACAAAUAACAGCCGUACCUCCUCCACUCGCACUAAGCACCUCUCCCUUCAGCACCAUGCGACAUAAUAUCCGAAAAACAUACCAAUUGUUACCAAGGAUGGUCGGCACCAGCAACGGCUGCAGCGAUAAGUGCGACUGCGCUGGUGGAGGGAACGACGCUUUGACAGCAUUGCGGGGAGGUUGGCGGGUCGGUGCGUGGAGCCAGGGGGCUGCCGGCGUUGGGCAUGGCGGCAGCAAGGGUCUGGAGAGUCGUCUGUUACUACUCGUGUGGGAGGAUACGAAGGAGAGUUCUUACAGCAAGAGCGGCGAGCGCGAAAAGUGGGGAACGCAUGGCAAAGGGCAUGUUCGCAAGCUCGUCAAGACUCAAGAGUCAAGAUUGAUAUUGACUUCAAGUAGUUGGAAUGCAAUUGAUGACGGAAGUGGCGCAAAUCAAGACACCCACCUGAGACCUUCCCAUUUCUCUGCCUUUCCUCCACGGAUGGCUGCUGUUAACUCCAGCGGCCCAAUAGCCUAUGUCGUCGGCCCACAUCUCGCGGGCUCAUCCGUCGGAGCUUUGUUCACUGGCGUUAUAGCACACCAAUUCGUCAGAUAUCUCUCAGAGUACCCAGACGAGCCGGUGUAUCGUCGGGCAUAUGUCUAUAUUGCUGUUCUCAUUUCGAUGGCAAGCGCUGCCCUCCAGUUCGCAAUGUCCUGGGAGAAGAUCAUCAACGGAGUACAGCUCCUUGGCAACCCCGACUUGCCUAUGACAGGCUCAAGCUGCAUGAUUGCUGCCUUCCUCGCCCUCUACGUGCAAGCAUUCUAUCUCCAUCGACUAUUCCUUUUGUCUUGCCGGAACUGGUGGCUUGUCGCCUUCCUCGGCACCAUUCUCUUCCUCGCUUUCUUGUUGAGCCUCGUUGCUGUCGGCGUGCGGUUACGUCCUUCCGCUUCGAACGAAACGACCCUGCUCCUCUAUAAUGUCUAUUUCUCGGUCCUUCUCGGAGGAGACAUUUUGCUGACACUCAUUACCGUCGGCUACCUCGUCUAUUUCCGCAAGCAAGUCCUUCCGCAGAGCGCGGGGCUCUACAAGAGCGUCAUUCUCGUCGUGUUUCAAUCCGCCGCACCGGCUACCCUGUGGAUGUCUGUUCAGUACGCAUUCUGCGUCGCUUUCCCCAACACGCCCUCGGCGCCGUUUGCGCGGGUGACAGCGACGCUGGGCAUGAACCUCGUGCUCAAUAAGUUGUGGGCGAUAUCACUGCUCGCCACGCUCAAUUCGAGGCCUAAACGGACGAAAAGUGUUGACGAAGUCCUUUCCGAGUUACGGCACUAG